UGUCGUUCUAUUGAAUUCAAUUUCAUCACAUCAAGCAACAAGAACAAAACAACCAACCCCCCCCCCCAACCUGGCUACUGCUCCAAAAUUGCACCCCCCACAGAAUGUCAGGUCAACAUCCGAUCGUGACUGCAACACGCUCCAUCGACGACCUGGCCAGCGACCUGUUUGCCUCAGUGGUGGACGAGGAGAUGUUGACGGCCGCAAUGCCGGACGGCGUGAGGCCAGACAGUGACUUUUUCCUCGGCGUGACCGAGUUUGACUUGCCAGAGCUGGAGGGCGACCCAACCGUGGAUGCGCUGUUGCAGCCAGGACCACCAACGCACCGUGCUGCAAUGCGCUCCUUGUCAGACCUGGUUGUCAAAAUGACGCUGAAACCAGCCGAUCUCGUGUUGGGAACAGCUUCAUCGCAGCCUGCUCCGGGGUUUACGCAAGACAUUUCCGCGUUCCCGCACGAGCUACGGCAGCCGCAUCAGUUGCUUUCGGGCGCACCUCUGCUCCACAUGCAACGGGAGAACGAUGGUGGUGCUGGCAUUCCUCAAACACCCGCGUCCGCCACGUCGUCAGUCUCGUUCUCCAGCGAGUUUGCCGCGCACAUGUCGCUGUCGGCCGGGGGUACCCCGAGCACAGACGGCAGCAGUCCUGCCGCUGGCGGCGGCGUCACAAAGACCCCAUUGCACCGUGUCUCGCGCACCUUUGACAGCGCGCGGCGCCCGUCGUCGUCGUCAAGAGGCAGCUCCUUCGAUCAAGGCCUGGAGGAUUAUUCCGUCCAUUCCAAUAAUCACGUCGGAGUUGUCGUCUCGGCAGCUUCUCCCGUGAACUCGUCGACAGAACCUUCCCCCGGCCCUGCUGGCGACAUGAGUGCCCCGCGCGAGCACGCACGAGCAAAACGCGAGCGAAGCUUGGCAUCGCAGUUGCUGGAUGGGCGCGACGUUAUCCGACGCGAUUUUGACGAGUACACGCCCACGACGUCCGCGGCGACGACCGCCAGUCGAGCACCACACUCGACCAAUAUUGUCGACGGUUUGCUAAUCACAUCGUCGCUUGAUCUCAUGCUGCAACCCAAGCGCAAGGUCCGCCGCAGCAGAAGCCACAGCGAUCCCCAGCUUUUCAACGACCGGCACGACAAUGGCAUGGACGAUUUCGAUGUCAACGAUGUCAUUCCGACUGCGACAACCAUGAAUCUGGCUGCGGACGGCAGCGCGCUCUCACAAUUGCUCAACGGUGUUGAACUUCCCCACCAGUUGCAACAGCGUCGCAUGCACGAGCUGACUGCUGUUCUCCCGGGUGCCUCCACCCUACGACGAGACGAUCUGGCUGUAUGGGCGUCAUCAGCAAGCAAAGCUGAUCAGUAUCCCGUGUUUUCGCCACAGCAGCCAUCCUUCCACCAAGCGCCCUCCGCCCAACAACAUCAACAUCAGCAGCAACAUCCACAGCAUCAGCAGCAACAUCAGCAGCAACAUCAGCAGCAACAUCAGCAGCAACAUCAGCAACAGCAACAGCAACAUCAACAGCAGCAACAACAGCAGCAAUUCCAAUUACAGCCUCAAGUGCAGGCGCAGCAACACCUCCAUCACCAGCAGGCGUUCCAGGACCACUCCUCUCACCAUCAACACACUUCGACUCAUUCCGACAGUCAAUACCGCCCUGUGGUGGCCUACAAUGCCGAUGGUGGCAUUACGAUUGCGCUUCCGCCAAAAUCUGCAGACUCGAAGCAGACCCACAGUUCAAACUCCCACUCGCCUGCUCAGUAUGCUUCAAAUGGAAUGUUAAAUCUCGACGUCGGGCCAGGGUCAAUGGAAGAUGACCAAAGCUCAGGUCGACAAGCAAGCAGACUGCAUCCCAGCCUUGCUGGUCGUCCACCGCUGAUUCGUCGUCGCAGCAACUCGAUGCCAAACAUUUCCAUCACUAUUAUUUCUCCCAACGAUCCCGCGGCUGCCGCUUCCCAAAUGGAACAAAUGCAAAUGCUGCUUCAAGAUCCUCGGAAACUCAUUUCUAAAAAUGGUGACUUGGUCAACGUCAAUCUCGGCUCCAUCACCGGGAGCGUGUCUUCCAGCCCAGCUUCGCCCUCGGGAGCUUCAUCUCCGUUGUCCUCGCUUGUAUCAUUGAUUCAACAGCAGCAACAACAACAUCAGCAGCAGCAACAGCAACCACAACAACAGCCACAACCAGUGCACUUGUUCUCGCAGUCACCCCAGCUUGCGUCUCCGUCCGCACAGACUGUCACCAAUCAGGCUGCCCAAAUUCAACAGCUUCUUCUUCAGAUGCAGACACAGCAACAACAGCAGCAGCAGCAGCAGCAGCUCAGUCCGGUGGAUUUGCAGACGCAGCAAUUGCAAAUGCUCCAACAGCAACAAGCCGCGCUUAUUUCGCAGCUCCAAAGCCUGCAAGCGUCAACUUCACCGAGCCUUUCUCCGCGGUCUUCGUUCUCAAACCUGCCGCAGUUGAACAUUCCCUCGCCAGCAAACUCCCUCCCUUCCCUUCCGUUACUGGGCCCGCAAACCACGUCCCUCAAUUCAUACAACCCAUUGCUGAGUUUGCUGCUUCAGCAACAACAGCAACAACAGCAUCAGCAGCAACAGCAAUUGGCCCAGCAACUUGCCCAACAACAGCUUGCGCAGCAGCAAUUCGCUCAACACCAGCUCGCUGCCGCCCUUUCUCCGGGUGCGGGCGACCUCCAAUUUUCAAUGAUGAAUGGUUUUGGAAAUGGAGGCGUGAGGUCACGGCAGGGGUCCAUUUCAGACCCAAUGUCGCCAAUGGCGCAAGCGCAAUUUUCACCGCAAGUUUAUCCUCCCUCCUUGCACCAGCCUCCAGGAAUGACGCAACCACCCAGCAUGCACCAGCCUCCCAUUCAGCAGCAGUUUCACCAUGCACCAGCAGUGUCGGCGCAUCCGCCCCCUCCUGCCCGACAAGGUUCGGACGGUGCGGGCAGUCGGAACUGGGAGUUUCGUGCAUUCGCACCUCGCACGGAACACAAGGCUGCGCCCACUCCGUCGAAUAACAAUUGGCACUUCCGAGCCGAAACUGGCAAUAAAAAGCCCCGGACAUGAACGCAACCUUGCUUGCCGUUUGUUGGUCGUUUGUCGGAACCUAGUUCUUACCGCAUUAUCCUCUUUGAAAAUAAAGUUACAUGAACCAA
Capsaspora owczarzaki ATCC 30864 is the source of this 3139-nucleotide messenger RNA. RefSeq lists its product as hypothetical. The transcript is spliced from 3 exons. The record is from RefSeq and is a predicted model, not a curated record. NCBI's taxonomy places the organism in Eukaryota, Filasterea, Ministeriida, Capsasporidae. Bases 105 to 3050 code for a protein of 981 amino acids.